Messenger RNA from Camelina sativa (false flax), 1548 nucleotides. RefSeq names its product putative F-box protein At1g49610. NCBI's taxonomy places the organism in Eukaryota, Viridiplantae, Streptophyta, Magnoliopsida, Brassicales, Brassicaceae. Gene Ontology annotation, molecular function: protein binding. The record is from RefSeq and is a predicted model, not a curated record.
AUGGCUGACAACGUCGGAAAAGGAGACAGCGCCACCACUUCCUCUGUACGAUGCCCUAGACGACAUUAUUUCGCUCACCGCCGCCGCAAAAUUAAACGAGGAAGAGAUCCAAGGAAAGAUAUAGACUUAAUCAGCUCUUUGCCUGAUGAGAUCCUCCAAGUCAUCCUCUCCUUCAUCUCGACCAAGUUGGCAAUCACAACUUCCGUCUUGUCCAGAAGAUGGAGACAUAUAUGGUGCAACACACCUUCCCUCUCCUUCUCCGAUAACUGUAAUCUGGACCCUAGUUCCGUAGACAAAAUCCUAUCUCGCUACACGGCUCGCAAGAUGAUGAGCUUUAAGCUCUGUAUCCGAAGCUUAGACUAUCAUUACUUGUGCAGUUGGGUCAAGUUUGCCAUGUACCGAAACGUGGAGAAUCUGUGGUUGGAGCACCGUCUUUGUGAUAUGCCUGAUUUCUUUUAUAACAAUUCCUCUGUCAAGCAACUUUACGUUAAGUCAAAACAUGCUUGUAUCAAUCCAAGAUGCUCUGUGUCUUGGACAUCUUUGAAGAUCCUGACAUUGUAUGCUUGCAACCUUAAGGAUAAAUCCUUUGCUAAGAUUAUCUCUGGUUCUCCCCUUCUCGAAACCUUAAGGUUGUAUCACUGCGAUGAACUCCAUCAUCUUGAUCUCAGCAAAUCACCGCGUCUGAAAACAUUAGAAAUAGAUAGCAAGGAUUGGCUUAAGGGGACAAGGAUUGACGCACCACAUCUCCAGUAUCUCAGAUUAAGAUUAACAAACUCUAUGUUUCCAUAUACAUUAGUUGAUGUCUCGUCUUUAACAGAAGCUGAAAUAGAUACUGAUGCGUCGUCAGACCCAAUUAAAAUAGUUGAUCAUUGUCUUCAAACCCUAGAGAAGUUGCAGAAUGUGGAGAAGCUUACUUUUGGGGAAAGAUUUCUUGAGAUUUUAUCUCGAGCCGAGCUCCUUGGUUAUCCGUCCCCGAAGUUGAAGGCUAAAGUUUUGACGCUUAAGACAACAAUCUCUCAAUAUGUUAUUUCUGGUAUAGUAAGAUUGCUACAGCACUCACCUGAAUUAAAGAAGCUAACCCUACGCACAAUGGAUUGUGACGCCAUACAGGGGUAUGCUGACAACUACUUAGAUUCGUAUACUUGGAUUCCGUAUCGAUGCUCGGAAUCGUUGGUCUUUGGAGACAUUAAGUCUAGAGAUGUAGAGACAAAGCAUGUGGCUUUGUUCAUGGAACUUGUGCUUAAAACCACAAAGACACUAGAGAAGAUGGUGGUAAGGUUGGGACCUUAUCGUAGCGAAAGAGGUAUUAAAGAGUUGCGUCAGAAGGUUCCAAUGCUUUCCCACGACAAAGACGUCUCAAUUGUGCUCAUCGCAACCAAAAGAUGGAUUAGAGAGUCGUCUAAGUGGUGAUUUUAGUAUAUUACGUACAAAAGCCGAAUCAGAGAGACUAAUUAAGUGAACAUUUUACAUAAAACUAACAUGUUUAAUAUUACUAUAGAUGAAAAAAUUCCUUUAAUCUCUAGGAUUAUAUGUUGGAAAUAAUCAUAU